Striga asiatica is the source of this 1890-nucleotide messenger RNA. The record is from the annotation of a GenBank genome assembly. NCBI's taxonomy places the organism in Eukaryota, Viridiplantae, Streptophyta, Magnoliopsida, Lamiales, Orobanchaceae.
CAAACUCCAUUUUAUAGCAUCAAAAUCUUCCAAUUGUUCUCCCUCCAAAUAGAAACAAUUAAGGAAAAAAUUCAAACAAACCAUGAGUUCAACUAAACUCAUUUCUCUAUCCAUCUUUGUAGCCCUUCUUGCAACCUUACUAUCCACAAAUAUCACAAUUCAACCUAUAACACAAUUACUCCUCAACCUCCUUUCCCAAUUCACACCUCCAACACUCCCAAUAUCUCUUAUUAUUCCGCGCGGUCAUCGUGCGAGUAAAAAGAAUACAAUAAAAGACAUAUGCGAAGAUUUUCCACCCGAUAUCCCUCCACCCGACACAAACACAACAUCGUUUUUAUGCGUUGAUUCUAAUGGAUGUUGCAAUUUCACUAAGGUUCAAGCUGCAGUUGAUGCAGUUGGUGUCAUGAGCCCAAAAAGGACCGUUAUUUGGAUCAACACCGGAAUUUAUUUUGAGAAGGUUAUAAUUCCGAGAACAAAGCCGAACAUAACAUUUCAAGGGCAAGGCUUCACUUCAACGGCAAUCAUGUGGAACGACACUGCCAACUCAGCACACGGCACCUUCAUGAGCGGUUCGGUUCAAGUGUUCUCGACCAACUUUAUUGCCAAGAACAUAAGUUUUAUGAAUGUGGCUCCAAUGCCUGUCCCUGGAGCCGUAGGAGCACAAGCCGUGGCCCUCAGAAUCGGGGGAGAUCAAGCUGCCUUUUGGGGCUGUGGUUUCUUUGGAGCACAGGACACUCUUCAUGACGAUAGGGGUCGCCAUUAUUUCAAGGAUUGUUAUAUUCAGGGCUCCAUAGACUUUAUUUUUGGUAAUGCCAAGUCAUUUUAUGAGGUAAUCAAUUCCCCGGUGCCACCUGGCGCUCGAGUCAUAGACGGAGCCGUGACUGCACAAGGCAGAGCCUCAAAGGAUGAAAACAGCGGCUUUUCGUUUGUAAACUGCAGCAUUGGUGGGACCGGAAGAAUCUGGCUCGGCCGAGCUUGGAGGCCUUUCUCCACCGUCGUGUUUUCUUACACGAAUAUGUCCGAUAUUAUAGCAUCCGAGGGCUGGAACGAUUUCAACGACCCAGCCAGAGACCUGACUGUAUUUUAUGGAGAGUACAAUUGCACGGGUGAUGGGGCAAAUACAACAAUGAGAGUUCCCUAUGCACAAAGGCUUAAUGAGACACAAGCUUCAUCAUUUCUUAAUAUUUCAUUCAUUGAUGCGGAUCAAUGGCUGCAGCCUUUUACAGCUUAAGCGAACUUUUGGGCCGAUCCAGACUUGGCCCAAUUAUGUGUUAACAUUGCGGGCCCAAUGCGUGCUGCUACGUACCUCGACCUAACUCAUUAUAGGCUUUGUCUACCUGCCGGUUCAAUUUAGAUGUAAUUAUGUAUGUUGUUCACAUGGUUUGGUAAAAUGAGCCAAAAUAAAGGACUAUCAUUUUCGUCUUGAAGAAAAAAAAAAAAAAUUAAUUUAAGAACUUCUCAAUGAGAUAUUGAGAUGAAUGGAUACGCCUGUGUAAAUUAAAUUUGUGGCGGCGCAGAGAUACAUUGCAUGGGACUGUACAUGUAGUUAAUCGGAAAUGUUAUGUGUAUUAUUGUUUUGCAUAUGAUUUGACAAAACUAGAGAGGGUAUUGAUUUUGAUAUAGCAUCCAUAAUAGCUCGGCGGACAGACUUGAGCAGCUAGCUCGAGUCAGAUCGGUCCCAGGGAGUUUUAGUUCGAUGAUAGAAGUCGACCCAGUUAGGGAGCUCAUGAGUACAACUCAGGGUACUGGCCGAUCUGAUAAGAAGAUCUGGAGGUCACGAUAUCCGGGAGCUCAGGCACACGAAAUGGUCAUGACCUCACAUUACGAAGGUCUAGGGGUGAGUGGUUGAGGUGUCGACUUCGUUAAGGUCCUAAAGGUCGGAAGGUCGGG